Coffea eugenioides is the source of this 2998-nucleotide messenger RNA. Its product is annotated as U3 small nucleolar RNA-associated protein 21 homolog. The transcript is spliced from 7 exons. Gene Ontology annotation, molecular function: protein binding. Bases 35 to 2755 code for a protein of 906 amino acids. Gene Ontology annotation, cellular component: Pwp2p-containing subcomplex of 90S preribosome; small-subunit processome. NCBI's taxonomy places the organism in Eukaryota, Viridiplantae, Streptophyta, Magnoliopsida, Gentianales, Rubiaceae. The record is from RefSeq and is a predicted model, not a curated record. Gene Ontology annotation, biological process: rRNA processing.
UUUUGUGUGUGAUAGAGAAAAAAGUUCUCAAGUAAUGGGGAUUUUUGAACCGUUUAGAGCCAUAGGAUACAUCACAACCAAUGUCCCUUUCUCCGUUCAGAGACUCGGCACCGAAACCUUCGUCACCGUCAGCGUCGGAAAAGCAUGGCAAAUUUACAACUGCGCCAAGCUCAGUCUGGUACUAGUUGGCCCUCAACUUCCAAAAAAGAUACGAGCUCUUGCUUCUUAUCGCGAGUACACCUUUGCUGCAAAUGGGAGUAGUAUUGCAGUUUUUAAACGUGCCCAUCAGGUGGCGACUUGGAGCAGGCAUGGUGCAAAGGUUAAUCACUUGCUUCUUUUUGGUGCACAUAUCUUAAGUGUUGAUGUUGAAGGCAAUAUAUUCACAUGGGCAUUCAAAGAAAUAGACAAGAGCCUUGCUCCAGUUGGACAUGUUAUGCUUGAGGACAACUUCACCCCUAGUUGCAUAAUGCACCCAGAUACUUACUUGAACAAGGUUAUAGUUGGAAGUCAGGAAGGGUCUCUUCAACUUUGGAAUAUUAGCACAAGGAAAAAACUUUAUGAGUUCAAAGGGUGGAAAUCAUCUAUAAGCUGUUGUGUUUCAUCCCCAGCUUUAGAUGUUGUUGGGAUUGGAUGCGCUGAUGGAAAGAUUCAUGUGCACAACAUUCGCUAUGAUGAAGAGAUAGUGUCCUUUAGUCAUUCUACUCGAGGUGCUGUAACAGCCUUAUCCUUCCGCACUGAUGGGCAGCCCCUUCUAGCUUCUGGAGGUUCUUCUGGGGUCAUAAGCAUAUGGAAUCUUGAGAAGAGAAGACUGCAGUCUAUUAUUAGAGAGGCCCAUGAUUGCUCUAUAACUUCUCUCUACUUCUUUGCUAAUGAGCCUGUACUGAUGAGUUCAUCCAUGGACAAUUCUCUUAAAAUGUGGAUUUUUGAUACAAGCGAUGGGGAUCCUCGUUUGCUGAGGUUUAGAAGUGGGCACAGUGCUCCUCCUUUAUGCAUCAAGUUCUAUGCUAAUGGCAGGCACAUUCUAUCAGCCGGUCAAGAUCGUGCCUUUCGACUUUUUUCUGUGAUCCAGGACCAGCAAAGCAGAGAGUUAUCUCAGCGUCAUGUUUCUAAAAGAGCAAAAAAGCUCAGGUUGAAGGAAGAAGAGAUAAAGCUGAAGCCUGUCAUUGCAUUUGAUGUUGCUGAAAUUAGGCAACGUGAUUGGUGUAAUGUGGUGACAUGCCAUAGAGAUACUGCUCAAGCAUAUGUGUGGAGGCUUCAAAAUUUUGUCCUUGGCGAGCAUAUUCUUACUCCAUGCACCGAAGACCAGACACCAGUUAAGGCAUGUACCAUCAGUGCAUGUGGCAACUUUGCUAUUCUAGGUACUGCUGGUGGGUGGAUUGAGCGAUUUAAUCUACAGUCAGGAAUUAGCCGAGGCAGUUAUCUAGAUGCAUUGGAAGGGAAAGGUGCUGCCCAUGAUGGUGAAGUCAUUGGCCUUGCAUGUGAUUCUACAAAUACUAUAAUGGUAAGUGCUGGAUAUCAUGGGGACAUCAAAGUAUGGGAUUUCAAGGGACGCGAGUUAAAGUCUAGAUGGGAAAUAGGCAAUUCGCUGGUAAAGAUUGUUUAUCACCGUGUAAAUGGGCUGCUGGCUACUGUAGCUGAUGAUCUAGUCAUUCGAUUAUAUGAUGUUAUUGCACUACGAAUGGUUCGUAAAUUUGAAGGUCAUACUGACCGUAUAACUGACAUGUGCUUUAGUGAGGAUGGAAAAUGGCUUUUGACAUCCAGCAUGGAUGGGAGUCUUAGAAUCUGGGAUGUUAUCUUGGCCAGACAGAUAGAUGCCAUGCAGGUUGAUGUGUCUAUAACUGCAUUGUCAUUGUCACCCAAUAUGGAUGUCCUAGCAACAACUCAUGUUGAUCAAAAUGGAGUUUAUCUGUGGGUCAAUCGGGCAAUGUUUUCUGGAUCUGCUAAUUUUGAAUCAUAUGGCAGCAGGAAUGAAAUUUUGAGUGUCAAGUUGCCUUCCGUUGCUCCUGUAGAAGGCUCUCCAGAGAAUGACUCUGAGAAGACCAUUUUAGAUGCUCCUUUGCAAGAUACUUCUCACUCCACAAAAUUAGAUAAACAAAUCCCUGAUCUUGUUACCCUUUCACUUUUGCCCAAGAGUCAGUGGCAAAGCUUGAUUAAUCUGGACAUUAUCAAGGCCAGAAACAAACCAAUUGAGCCUCCCAAAAAACCUGAAAGGGCACCUUUUUUCCUACCUUCUAUUCCAUCUCUUUCUGGUGAGAUAUUAUUUAAAUCUGGUGAAUCUGCUGAUAAAGAGAAGGAUACUCAAGCUGGUGAAGCAUUAAGCAACGGAAAAAAGUCUGAUCUACCACCAUCCCAGUUCUUGCAAUAUCUUCAGUCAUCUGUGGAUGUAGGAAAUUUUUCAGCUUUCACGGAUUACAUCAAAAGCUUAUCUCCUUCAGCUCUGGAUAUGGAACUGAGAAUGCUUCAGGUUAUUGAUGAUGAUGAUCAAGAAAUGGACAAAAGGCCUGAGCUAUACUUUAUUGAACUGCUUUUGGAUUAUUUUGUGCACGAGAUUUCAUGCAGGAAUAAUUUCGAGUUUAUUCAGGCUGUCAUCAGAUUGUUUUUAAAGAUUCAUGGGGAAACAAUUCGGUGCCAGUCAAAGUUACAGGACAAAGCAAGGAAGCUUUUGGAAGUCCAAUCAGCAGUAUGGCAAAGAGUGGAUAAGUUGUUCCAGAGUACUAGGUGCAUGGUGACAUUUUUGAGUAAUUCACAGUUUUGAUUGCUGGAUUAAUGGAUGCCUUCUAUCCUAGAAGCUCAUUCUGUUGCCAAGAGUUCAGUUUUCCAUACCAAACUGUGUUGCAAACUUGUCACUUACACGGUUUGGUACUGAGAUGGAGCUUCGCUUAACUAGUCCACGAUGAGUAUUACGUUUGUUCGCUAUAUGUCUAUGGGUUCUGGGGCCAUAGAUGAAAGGAGGUUAUUUUAUGGGCACUUGCAAGGUUCCAGUUCUCAUUCCGCCCAU